ACACGCAGCGGGCGGCCCCGCGCCGAGCGCAGACACCGGGCCGGCGGGACGCUGGGCACAUCCCUUAUCAGGCAAGGUAACGACAACACGAGAGAACGAAACCGAGAGCAAGCCAGAAAUCCGCAGGCGCUCGUGCGGCGCGGUGGCCUUUGUUGUUGAGAUUUACGUUUAUUUUUUCGUUCCAGCGUGCUUUCUGUCGCCCCGCCGGUGCCGCGCGCCCCGGCGCUGCCCCGGGCGCUGGGCUGCGGGCGGGGCCGGGGAGAGGGCGGCAGCGGUUUGCCUCAGAGGGGGGAAGAACGACGCUGUGUGUCAUCGGCAGUCCGGCGGGGAGGGACGGGAGGUGCCGGAGCCGGGCUGCCGGGUGCGGGGCGGUGUGCGAGAGGCAGGUGGGCAGCCGGGGGCCGCGGGGAGCGGGGGGCGGUGUGCCAGGAGGAGAACGGUGUGAAACACGCGGAAAAACCCAAACUUUCACUCGGCGGCAUCGAGGAAUGCGCUCUGCGUUGCUAGAGGAAAGCAUUGUUCUGGAGGGUGGUGACUUGAGGGGAAAGGGUCACUUGGAGCCUCGUUGACGAUGAUCCACCAAACUCUCUGAAGAACCAGCAUGGAGAUUGGCAUGCUGAACUGCUAAUGGGGACAUGGGACUCAAGUUGUCGUUGAUCAUUUGUGUGGACUUAACUAGCGAAGAGCUACAGAAGACGCUAGGAAGACAGUGGGAAUUAUAGCAGUUUUUCAGGUCACCAAAUCUUGUUAUUUUAAUUUCUGUCUGGAAGAAUGUCUGAGCAAGGUAAAUUGAGCCAGGAGACAGCGGAGGAAGCUGCGAAAGAGCAGGAGUCUGCCAUCUCAGAAGCGACUCCAGACAACUGUAUCCUUAAUAAAUCUGAAAGCUCAGAACUAGAGGAGAAGGAGGAAAAACUGAGUGAUGGCAAGACAGAGCUGCAGAAACGAGGUGCAAACCAGCAGAAAAAGAGAUCUAAGUCAGGAGCUAAGGGAAAGCUCGUCCGGAGUCUUGCUGUGUGCGAGGAGUCAUCCCCUCGCCCAGGAGCGGAAACCCUUCAUGACAAUCAGGAAUCAAUUCAACUACAGCUUUCAAGUUUUCCUAGUUUGCAAGAAGAAGAUAAAACUAAUAAAGAUGACUCCGAGAAAGAAAAGGAGAAAGAUAAAAAUAAAGAAAAAGAUAAAAGCAGUGACAAAAACAAGAUCAGAAUGUUAUCAAAAGAUUGCAGUCAAGAGUAUACAGACUCAACAGGGAUAGAUCUGCAUGAGUUUCUCAUUAACACGUUAAAGAAUAACCCCAGGGACAGGAUGAUACUCUUGAAAAUGGAACAGGAAAUUAUUGAUUUUAUUAGUGACAACAAUAAUCACUAUAAAAAGUUUCCUCAGAUGUCAUCAUAUCAGAGGAUGCUGGUACACAGAGUGGCAGCUUACUUUGGGAUGGAUCACAAUGUGGAUCAAACUGGGAAAUCUGUAAUUAUCAACAAGACCAGCAAUACCAGAAUACCAGAGCAAAGGUUUUCUGAACAUUUAAAAGAUGAAAAAGGUGAAGAAUCCCAGAAGCGAUUUAUCUUGAAGCGAGAUAACUCUAGUAUUGAUAAAGAAGACAAUCAGCAAAACAGAAUUCUUCCAUUUAGAGAUGACAGACGAAGUAAAUCAAUUGAAGAGAGAGAAGAGGAGUAUCAGAGAGUGAGGGAGAGAAUAUUUGCACAAGAUUCAGUUUGCUCCCAGGAAAACCUUUUUGUGGAAAACAGUAGGCUCUUGGAAGACAGUAGUAUAUGCAAUGAUACCCAUAAGAAAAGACAGCUGUUUAGGGGUAACAGAGAUAGCACAGGGAAGGCAUCUGGCAGUCGGCAGAGCAGCACGGAGAAUGAAUUGAAAUGGACAGACCACCAGAGGCCAUGGAGCAGCACAGACUCGGACAGUUCAAAUCGAAAUUUGAAGCCAGCCAUAACAAAGACAGCAAGUUUUGGUGGCAUAACCGUCCUGACAAGAGGAGAUAGCUCAUCAAGUAACAGAAGUACCGGCAAACUGUCUAAAACAGGUAGCUCAGAGUCUUCCAGCAGUGCUGGCUCCUCAGGAUCCCUGUCACGAAUACAUCAGCCUCUCCAAAGUGCACCUCUUGUCCCCGGGUUGACGGCCAGCAAUUCGGGUAGCGUGUCCUACCCUGAGAAUGGGAUGAGUGGCCAGGUGGCUCCCAGCAACACCAGCUAUAUCAUUCUUCCACUUGAAGCUGCAGGGAUACCUCCUGGCAGUAUUCUGCUCAACCCACACACAGGUCAACCCUUUGUAAAUCCUGAUGGGACACCGGCAAUAUACAAUCCUCCCAGCAGCCAGCCGACAAUGAGGAGCCAGAUGGUGGGACAGUCUCAGCAACAGCCUUCAUCCCAGCAGCCUCAGCAGGUUCAACAGCCUCAGCAGCAAAUGGCAAGUCACCUUGUCACACAGCCUGUUCAGGCAAUGCAGCCAUCUUCUCAGUCAGUCCAAUAUCCAGCAGUUUCUUAUCCUCCCCAGCACCUCCUGCCAGUCUCUCCAACGCAACAGUUUUCUGUGCGAGAUGACAUGACCACCCAGUUUAACCAGAUGAGCUUAAGUCGUCAGUCAUCUGGAGACAACCCUGAAUCGCCUUCUGGUCCUGUCUACCCGUCACCCAUUCUACAGCAGCCUGCCCAGCAGACGGGUUACAUCAUGGCUUCCCCAACUCAACAGCUUCCCCCAGGAGGCUUUACAGGUUCAGGUCCACCAGUGUCCCAGCAAGUGCUGCAGCCGCCACCGCCACCCCAGGGCUUUGUGCAACAGCCACCACCACCUGCUCAGAUGCCAGUGUAUUAUUACCCAUCUGGUCAGUACCCUACCUCAACAACUCAGCAGUACAGACCCAUUGCCUCAGUUCAGUACAAUGCACAGCGGAGUCAACAAAUCCCACAGACUGCACAGCAAGCAGGUUACCAGCCUGUCCUGCCGAACCAGCAGCAAGGGUUCCAGGGCCUCAUGGGAAUGCAGCAGCCUCCCCAAAGCCAGAGCCUGAUGAAUAAUCAACAGGGAAACCAGGUGCAAGGCAUGAUGGUGCAGUAUCCAGCCAUGUCGUCUUAUCAGGUGCCAAUGACCCAGGGUUCUCAAGGACUGCCACAACAAUCAUAUCAACAACCAAUCAUGCUACCUAAUCAAUCAGGUCAAGGAACACUUACAGCCACUGGAAUGCCUGUUUACUGUAAUGUCAUACCUCCUGCCCCACAGAACAACCUACGGUUGAUUGCCCCACACUGCCCCUCCAAUAACGUUCCAGUUAUUUCUGCCAGCUGCAGGACAAACUGUGCGAGCAUUAACAAUGCAGGGUGGCAGGUCAAGUACUGACGCUGUGGCCUAGCGUGGAUAUACAAGGAUAGCGGUGCAUUAUUUGACAAAUAUCUCAUGGCCUUCAAACGAAGAGGAACACAAGAGAAUAAUCAGUUGAGGACAUAAGUACUGACUAUGCUCAAGUGAUUUGCUGCUGGAAAAAUCUGUAAAAAAAAUAAUAAUAAUAAUAAAAUUUUGAAAAAAAAAAUGUUUGCUGGUUAAUGGUGCAUAUUUUUGUCAUGUCUGCUAGGUUUGCCUUUAUAGCUUAGCUAGUGACAUGAAUUCAUUGAGGUAAGAUUUUUUCCUACCACUGAACACCACUGUGUAGAUUGUAAUAUCCCCGAUUCGGAUUAGUUUUGUACUUUGUGUUGAGUUUGUGAAGCUAAAAGUAUUUAAAAAAAUAUAAUAAAAUCACAUUGUACCAAAGCUGUAAUGGAAAUGAAAAAAAAAACGAAAACAAGAAUUACUGAAUGGAAGGAAUAAUUUAUAUACACUAUAGAGUUUUUUUUAUGGAUAUAUACUGUAUUGUAGUGUUUAAUCACAAAUAAAGCUAUUUGACCUCAUGGAGAAAGGUCAUCUUUCUA
This is a messenger RNA of Gallus gallus (chicken), 3911 nucleotides long. RefSeq names its product cAMP regulated phosphoprotein 21 (gene ARPP21). Lineage: Eukaryota; Metazoa; Chordata; Aves; Galliformes; Phasianidae. The record is from RefSeq and is a predicted model, not a curated record. The transcript is spliced from 21 exons. Gene Ontology annotation, molecular function: nucleic acid binding. Bases 772 to 3345 code for a protein of 857 amino acids. Gene Ontology annotation, cellular component: cytoplasm.